UUGGUAAACUCAUUCAAUGUAUGUACGUAAUGUCUUUGUUUAAGCUUCACAUUUCUUUUUUCUUUUUUCUGUAACUGACACACACACACACACACCACACAGAGAUCUUCACUUUUCAUUCUUCUGAUUCACUUCCAACUUCCAUAACCAUUCUUCCAGCUUGAUUUGAAAAUGAGGUUUGUUUGAAGGGUUUUCAAGAACUUUCUAGAAGGAAAAAGAAGAGACUUGUUUAUUUUAUAUUAUAAUCCUUUACAGUGAAAAAGAAUAGGUAUUUCCCCCAUCUUUUCUAUUGGGAAAAGCCAUGGGGGAUUUCUGUAAUUUUUAAUUAUGCAUCUUUAGAGUGUAGAGGUUAUUGAUAUGUUGUGAGGAACCAAAUAAUUCACUUGGUUUUUUUUUACUCCAAGUGUUGUAUUGUGAUUUCUGGUUUUAUUGUUUUCAAAGUUGAUUUCAAAUGAGACCCUAAUUUUAAGUCAAUUAAGUUGCCUUAGAUUUUUUUAAGGCACUUGGUUAAAUAUAAGGUUUCGGAUACUUCGAUAUGGCUGAAAAUGAAAAAGAAACAAGGUCAUUGGCCUUGACUCCUACCUGGUCUGUUGCCACUGUGUUGACCAUCUUUGUUGCUGUGUCCUUGCUUGUGGAGCGCUCGAUUAACCGUUUAAGCAAUUGGCUGCGGAAAACUAAUAGAAAACCUUUACUUGAAGCUUUGGAGAAGAUGAAAGAAGAGUUGAUGUUGCUCGGAUUUAUAUCUCUCCUACUUACUGCUACCUCUGGCAUGAUAGCCAAUAUUUGCAUUCCAUCAAAGUUCUAUAAUAGCGCUUUUGCUCCAUGCACUAGAUCCGAGAUUGAUAAAGAAAUUGAAGAGAAUGGGUCCGAAGGACGUAAAUUAUUGACGGCAUUUUCUUACCCUCACUUAAUUAGAAGGAUGCUGAAUGGAAUCAACAGAAGCUCCUGCAAAGAGGGUUAUGAACCGUUUGUUUCGUAUGAAGGUCUAGAGCAGUUGCAUCGGUUCAUUUUUGUCAUGGCGAUAACACAUGUAUCUUACAGUUGCCUAACAAUGCUGUUGGCCAUUGUGAAGAUUCACAGCUGGAGAGUGUGGGAGGAUGAGGCUCACAUGGAUCGGCACAAUUAUUUAGCUGAUAUUACUAGGCAGAUGACUAUGCGAAGGCAAUCAAGCUUUGCCAAGACUCAUACAUCAAACCCAUUAGCUAUUUGGAUGACAUGCUUUUAUCGACAAUUUGGGCGAUCUGUGGUUCGUGCUGACUACCUUACCCUUCGCAAAGGCUUCAUCAUGAAUCACAAACUUUCAUCAAAAUAUGAUUUCCACAGCUACAUGGUUCGAUCUAUGGAAGAGGAAUUCCAAAAGAUAGUUGGUGUGAGCGGCCCACUAUGGGGAUUUGUCGUCGGUUUCAUGCUUUUCAACAUUAAAGGCUCUAAUCUAUAUUUCUGGAUAGCUAUCAUUCCUAUAUCUCUUGUUCUCUUGGUGGGAACAAAGCUGCAGCAAGUUAUUGCAACGUUAGCACUGGAGAAUGCUGGAAUUGCUGGUUUCUUCUCAGAAGCUAAGUUGAGGCCCCGCGAUGAACUUUUCUGGUUUAAAAAGCCUGAACUAUUACUUUCCUUAAUCCAUUUCAUUCUCUUCCAGAAUGCAUUUGAGUUGGCUUCAUUCUUUUGGUUCUGGUGGCAGUUUGGAUAUAAUUCCUGCUUUAUUCGGAAUCACCUCCUUGUUUAUUUAAGGCUAAUCUUGGGAUUUGCCGGACAGUUUCUCUGCAGCUACAGCACGUUGCCACUUUACGCACUCGUUACACAGAUGGGAACGAAUUAUAAGGCAGCAUUAAUUCCACAGAGAAUAAGAGAAACCAUUCAUGGAUGGGGUAAAGCAGCUAGGAAGAAGAGAAGACAUGGUAUGUUCCCUGAUGACUCCACCGUUCAUAGUCAUACAGACACGAGCACUGUAUUGUCUAUUGAAGAAGACGAUCAUCGAAUUAUCGACGAUUCCUUUCAAGACAUUGCCACUGGUACUGAAGUAGAAUUACAACCGGUAACAACUGUUACGGCUACCCCUUCUCCUCCUAUCGCUAAUGAAACUUCAAGUAGGGCUAUUACGCCCCUCCUUCGACCCUCAGCUUCAGUAUCUUCAUCAGUACCAUUCAGUUCUAGACAAGAACCUGUUCCAAGAUCCUCCUCAUUGCCAAAUGGAAGAUAGUUACGAGGAAUAACAGAAUCAAAUCUUGAUGCAAACAAAAAGAAAUGAAACAAUUCAAAGGGCACACAUUGAUAAAUACGGCUUUUGUAUGAAUAUUAUUAGAAGCAUGAUCCUAAAUCGAACAUUAUGACGAAAAAAAGAUCCAUGUAGCCGAUCCCACUUUGUGAGAUAAGGCUUGGCUGUUGUUGUUUUCCCCCAUAAAAAGCCAUGUAAGGUAACAAUGCUUUAUCGGGACAAUCGUAGAAUGGAUACACUGGGUCUCUUGUUGCCAAGGAGCGGCAUUGCAAUUCCAACAUAGAAUCUUGCAUAUGAAAACUAAAUAGUGCAACCUUGUCUUGGCAUGUAUGGCUAAUGGAGUUUAAACACCAUAGCUUAACUUUGCAUGUAUUUGAAAAACUGGCCAUUAAUGUAACAACCAUGUACACACCCAAGACAACUUGAAUCCUAUAUUGAAGUUAAGCAUAAUGGAUCAGACUUAUUUGGAAUAAGUACUUGCAAGUCAUAAUCUUGAAGAAACAAAUUGUGUACAUGUAUAUUACCAGCCAAAGUAAUGCAAUUUCUCAUUGCACCCUUGCUCUUUCUCU
Messenger RNA from Vicia villosa (hairy vetch), 2781 nucleotides. RefSeq names its product MLO-like protein 11. The transcript has 16 exons. Gene Ontology annotation, biological process: defense response. Lineage: Eukaryota; Viridiplantae; Streptophyta; Magnoliopsida; Fabales; Fabaceae. The record is from RefSeq and is a predicted model, not a curated record. Gene Ontology annotation, cellular component: membrane. The coding region runs from base 536 to 2197 and encodes 553 amino acids.